GUCUCAAAUUCACUUCACAAACUUUCAUCUAUACCAUUUCUUGUAUCCAUCACAAUUUCUAUUUUCCUCUUCACUAAAACCUAUAAAUCUUGGCAUUUGGCCAAACUCUCAUCAUUUCUACUUCAAACAUGGAUAUGGUGAUGAAGUUGGGAGCAUCUAGCGCGGUGGUGAUUUUCACCAAGAGUAGUUGUUGCAUUUCUCACAGCAUUGAAACCCUAAUCCGCAGUUUUGGAGCAAACCCUAUAGUUUACGAGCUUGAUACACAUCCAAAUGGGAAGAAAAUGGAGAAGGCAUUGAUGGAACUAGGGUGUCAUCCAAGUGUACCAGCAAUAUUUAUAGGGAAAGAGUUAGUUGGUGGUGCAAAUGAGAUAAUGAGCCUUAAUGUGAGGGGAAAGCUUAAACAAUUGCUAAUUAGGGCUAAUGCCAUUUGGAUAUAGGAAUUAAUAAAGAUUAUAAAUAUGUAGCAAGUGUACUAGGUCUAGGAGUUUUCAUAUAGUGAAACCUUUAGCUUUGAUCUUUGUAAUUUCCUUCACAUUGUGAAUAAUGAUUUAUCUUGAUGUAUAAAUAAAGUUAUAAUUUGGUCAUA
This is a messenger RNA of Solanum lycopersicum (tomato), 586 nucleotides long. RefSeq names its product monothiol glutaredoxin-S1. NCBI's taxonomy places the organism in Eukaryota, Viridiplantae, Streptophyta, Magnoliopsida, Solanales, Solanaceae. The record is from RefSeq and is a predicted model, not a curated record.